GCUCUUCGUUUCUGUAGCUCCUUCAGCUGUUCACGCACUCCUCCCUGCUGCCCAUCGCGCCAGGACAAUUCUGUAGUCCAAGCUACGCACGCACCGCUGCGCCCUAGAGCGCGCUACGCACCCAGAGCAAUGUCAGCGUCAUAGGCAUUGUGCUGGCCGCAGUACACGCACAGUACAGACGCUGCUGCUACCUGGCGAGCUGCACAUACAAGAAGCAGUGGCAUUGGCACUGUUGGCUGCUGGGUGCAAAACCCUGACCUGGCGACGAGCGGGAUCCAGAGUUCCAGACGAAUCCAGGCAGAGAGGCGACCGAUGCAAACGGGUGCGGCCGCGGGGGCCGCCUGCGCGCACGUACGGAUGAUGGCACGGCAGGUCGGCUAGUCUCGUGACGAGAUCACGAGGAGGCGCCGACGAUCUCGCUGCCGAGGGCGCGGGGCGCACCCGUACCGCGCUGGCGCCCGCCGCCGCGGAAACAGUCGUCUCAUGGGCCAUUUGUGCUGGUUCGGCCGUUUAGCUAGACCCAGGCCCGGGACGCUUCUGGCCUUCUAUCUAGGCCCGCCCGCGCGCGCGCGGUUAGAAAACAAGGAGGACACGGGUAAAACUGCCGGGCCUGAUGCAUGCAUUUGCGACGGCGGCAGACCUGUUCCAUGUUUCAACUCCAAGGUGUUUCUAGUGACUAUCUUUAUCAAUAAAAAAAACAGAUCAGCAGAUCAACUGGAUUCAGACAAGCAUGAUAGGUUAGGAAGUCACUAGCAGUAUGCCAGUAUGUGUACGACAUGCAAGGCGCCAACGUUAUGUAGGAAGAAAGCUGUCAAUAUGGCAAUUGUUGAGGACCAUUUGUGACACUGGACACGGCCAGACGGUCCAUCCUUAAGCACAACAUGCUGUAACUGAUGUUAUACACAUUACACUAUCAAUAUUGCAGAGUAUAGUAUUC
This is a messenger RNA of Zea mays, 937 nucleotides long. RefSeq lists its product as uncharacterized. The transcript has a single exon. NCBI's taxonomy places the organism in Eukaryota, Viridiplantae, Streptophyta, Magnoliopsida, Poales, Poaceae. Bases 484 to 753 code for a protein of 89 amino acids. The record is from RefSeq and is marked validated.